Linepithema humile (Argentine ant) is the source of this 5742-nucleotide messenger RNA. RefSeq lists its product as uncharacterized. NCBI's taxonomy places the organism in Eukaryota, Metazoa, Arthropoda, Insecta, Hymenoptera, Formicidae. The record is from RefSeq and is a predicted model, not a curated record. Gene Ontology annotation, biological process: autophagosome-lysosome fusion.
CCUGUCGAGCACCCCUCCGCUCAGUCCGACCCGGACGUUCGAGGGAGACGCGUCUGUCUUCCGUGUUGCACGCAGCAGCCGUACACACGUUGUGCGACGUUCUCUCGCGCUCGUUCGCGUUCGUAGGAUUCGUAUUUCAGAGUCAGUUUUCAUCAAUUUGUGUGCUCGUGCAUACGCGUUCACGCAUACACGCGUGAAGAAAGGGAGAAGAGAGACGAAACGAUACCUCGUGCUCGCGGUACACGAGGAGACCAUCCCAGGCGGAAAACGGUGUGCGUCUUGCGUUCUCGUCCAGACGAAGACAUAAACGGAUAUUCAAACGCAUCAUUCAAACGCAGGGUCCGGAAGGGAGAGGAAGAUACACGGGGGAGGGAGGGAGAGAAAGCGAAGAAAAAGCUCUCGCGUCUCUCUGGGCCGCCUCGCCGCCGGCUUUCCACGGCCACGAAUCGAUACCACGCGACCGUCGUCGUCGUCGCCGUCGUCGCGUCGCUCGUUCCUUCCUCUCUCUCUCCCUCUCUCGCGAACGCGUGGCCCUUCUUGCGCUCUUGGCUUUCCUCCUCGUCGGUCCGGGGAAAGUAGCGUUACGCGCGCUUCCUCCGCGAGGAACGCGGAAAGACGCGCGCGUCCACGAGGACGACGGUCGACGUCGGGUUUACUUGCUCGCGACGCGCUUCGGAGUGCGCGACGUAACUGGAAGCUCUCUCGCAGAAACGGCGACGUUGGUCGUCCACUCUGGAUUGUUCUCCCACGGGCGGGACGGUGAUCGCGCGCGAGUAUCCGACCGGCUGGUGUGGACUUUUAUAAGUGAAGCGGUUCAGUGACACGUGACGCUGUCUGUUUUCCUGUUGAUGUGUUCUGUGACGAACAAAUAACGUCGACAGGUGUGGCUACGACAAAUAUCUUCUCAUCGCAUCCACGGAGAUUUUCAAUCGCCUGAUUUAUUGUACAAUGUAGUAAAGCCGGCCCCGGAAGAAAGUUACGUCCAACGAAUUGAAUUCACGGUGCAAAUUGGUGUGUUGGGAAGCAGGAAGGCUGUGAUGAGGGAAGUCGGCUAAGAGGAGCCCGUGUCGCGCAAGCGCCGGUAGAGGAGUGUAGGAAAGAUGCCGCUUUCCUCGAGAGUCUUAUUAAGCCCGCUGCUGCUUCUAAUCAUCGCAGGAAGCACCGGCGCCUUCAGCUCCCGGCAAGGAGAAUGCUCGUUUCCAGCGAGGUGGGAAGGCUCGUGGUUUCAAAGUGGUGUGAGGCAAUCGAUACAGAUAUUCAAGAACGAAUUAUCCACCAAGGGCAAGUGUCUACACAACGAAGGCGACAAGUUUCUCCUAGUAGAUCAGAAAUCAUGCUACCGCUGCGUUGUCAUUCAUGAAAAACACUCCAAUGUUCUCCAAUACAAAGAGACCUAUUGCCACAGCAGGAACUCCCUGGCGUCUCUCUGCUCGUAUAUCACGGGAGAUGCGUUGCUAUAUUCCAUGUUUCGCGAGGAGGCACCCUCUGUACCGUGCCCCUUUCGCGGACCUAUGACCUUUGAGUACAAUCGAGGCCACGGUACGUGUUCGAAUCCACCAAGCAACGUUGACACCUGUACAGACGACAGCAGACUCCUCUUCAAGUAUCAGGCUUGCCCGGACGUAUCCGCUUCGGAGAGCGCAGUGGAGGAACUGGAAUGCCUGGCCACCUGGAAGGAGGGUAGCAGCCGUUACUUGGUCGGCCGCUUGCAUCACGGCCACGCGUCCAGUAACGAGGAUCGAUACCGAUGCUUCGUCUACGAGAAGGCCGGCCAGACGGUGCAGGGUAAUCUGAACAACCGUGCCGCUUUAGGCAUGGGUGCCAUGGAUCACGAAGUCGUCCUGCCGGGCGGACCGGUGCCCGAGGGCACCGCCGAGGUAUACCGGGUGGCGCAGAGCGGCGACGCUACGUGCAACGGUCUGUUCAGUCCUAUGGAGGGCUCCCGCACGAUGACUUUGAGGAAAAUCUCCUCCCCGGGCGAAUGUCGAUUUCCAAAUUGGCUAACCGGACAUUCGAGCGGCGGACUGACCUGGCACACCCUGGACCUCGGCAGAUCCUACACGUUUCAUCCGCGAAACGCCUCCCUGCACGUCGCAAGAUCGAACAUGUCUACGCCGAGCUUCGAGAACGGGCUCGACUUAUACGUGCCCGGAUCGGAGGAUCAGGAUGUGAAGAUCCUCUGCAACAGUAUAAAGCAAGCGAACGUCGCGCAGACCAUGACGAUGACAAUGCUAGUGGCGCACUUCACCAUUGGCUGCCGGAGUGGUUUUAGGUGCAUGACAUUCUACCGAAGAGACGGCCACGUGAUCGAGCUGCAAACGGGAAAUGUAGUACCUAGACCGGAAGAAGCAUGCAGCCCGCCCCAUUUUGUGCAGACCAGCACGCCCUUCCUCACCUUAGUCACGAGCUCUCCGGAACCGCGUACCUGUCCAUACUUGGGUAAAUUCACGGUGACGGACGUGAAUCGGAAUCAACGAAACACGCGCGAGAGCCGUAGAAGCCAACAUCAGCAGGAGUCGCUAAUUAUUCAUCGCGACGGCGAAAAGGUGCGGCACGCUCAGGAGAGGAACGAGGACCGGCGCGGCCGCAAGCUGGAUUAUGAGGUCGAGAAGAGACGCGCCAACAACGAAUACCUGAUCCACGAGAGAAUGGGUCGGCGAGCGCGCUCGAAUCACGGCGGCAACCGGAGCCGCAAAGACUACAGUCUGGAGGAGUUCUCCGCGUCGAGGAGAUCCUCCGAGCUAGAGGAGACGUUCCGAGACUUGCGAAAGCGUGCCCUGCGAUCGAAGACCAGAAGAACGGACGAUCCGACGGAGCAUCGCGCAGAGAACUUGCGCUCCAGAACGAGAAGAUCGCGCGCAGUCGAACGUCCUGAAAAACGUUCGCAAGAUACAAGAUAUGCGAGGGAUCUCGGGACGAUCGGGAGUAAAGAUGAGGUGAAUUCGAGAAACAAGACGAACAGGACGAGAAGACAUCCAAAGAUAGAGGACUUCCAUUCGGACGACGUCGACGCGAUCGAAUGGCCCUGGGCCGCGGAUCCGGACGAUACUUGGACCUCCAGCACGCAGCAGGUGCAGGACGAUUAUUUCGGGGAUUAUCUAGAGGCCGAGAAUCCGCCGCAAAAGAGAUUCGCGCCGGCUAUUUCGGCCGGCAGAGGUAUGACCUAUAAGGACCUCCUGAGGAUAAAGAGGGAACUCGAGGAGCGCGAGACAGACGAGGACACGCCGGAGAGGCGGGAGAAGAGAAACGAGAAUGACUCGAGGUGCAACUCCGAGGUGACGACCUUAACCGUGGGCUGCUCCACGGCGGACAGGAUGGAGUUUCAAAGUGACUGCGUCGACGACGACGCUAUCACCGCCUACUCCUGCCACGGUAGAUGGUUCGACGCCGAGGGCACGCAGUUCGUGAUCGCCACCCCGUUGGGUUCUGCGCGCAGAACAGCGUGGUCGAGCAGCGAGAACAACAGGGCGCAGCCCUACAGGAACAGCCGUAGACUGUGCUUUAUGUACAAAGAGAGCGGCGGAGUUGUCAGUUUGACUGCCAGCCCCAUAGCGUGUCAGAGGGGCAUCCCACCGCCCGCGCCGAUGUUGGCCUUCAACGCUACCAGCACCGGUCAAUGCAUGGAAGCGAACGGCGGGCAGAUCGGCCGAUCGAUGUACCUGACGAUCGUCCUGCUGACGGCGGUCGCCGCGAUAUUCAGGUGAUUCUAAUCGAAAGCGCGACAAUUAUUCAAAAUCAGCUAAGAAUCGGACUCAACAGCGGUAUCAGACACUCAGUGAUUGUUAUAUAGAAGAUAUUCGCAACAGUGAUCGGCCACGGCGCGAUACGAUCGAUUGGCCGACUAAUCGAUCGAACGCCUGAGCCAACGAGAAAGUUGUAGAAAAAAAAGAGUGCGAUUUCAGACCGUGAAUGAAAGAGACGCGAGAAAAGAGAAGCCAUCGACCGGUUUGGAUACUCGCGUUCGUGGCUGUUAGUUUGUUCGAACUGUCGGGAGAAACUCGCGUUCGCAUAAUCGUCGACGUGAACAAGAAGGAUAAGGAGCGACAGGAAAAGAAUGACGCAUGCGAAGAAUCAUCUCGCGAAGAGCCGACGGGAGAUCCGAAGAAGUCGGUGCUUGCCGAAUUCCCACGACGACUCCGAUGUGCUCGAUUUUGUCAAGGAAAAUCACGAAGAAUCGCGUCGAAAAGGCACACAUCGACGACGUGGCGCACGAUUAAAGCGAUCGGGCGAGUAGUACGAGCGUGAGUUUUCUCCGACCAGUAGUUUUUUUACCGGACGUAGCGCGUAGGCACUAAAAUUGACGUCGGGCGAAGCUAACGAAGUUAUUAAGCGAUUUUCAUGGGUUAGACCAUAUCACACGAUCGGUAUCGCGAACGAUCGGCGCGGAUCCCGCUCGUGGACGCGAAGGGCCGCGACUCGUCCCCGUAGGUUCGAUCGUCCUAGAGUCCUCCCGUUCCAGCCGGCGAGACGCGCGAGAUCGUUUUUUAAAACGGACGGAAGAAAACGAUCGGAAAAAAGACUAUAUCCUCGAUAAGUGUUAAAAAAAAAGAGAAAGGCGAAAAAGCAUUUACUCGGUAAAUAUUUUCUUCGCCGGGCGAACGCUCAUUUCUUUGCUCAUUCUCGGGCAUGUACCCUCUCAAUAAAUACCGAGUAAUCGACGAAUACGCGUGUAACAAUUAUAUCGAUAAUUACAUUGUAAUAUUCGCGGCGCGCGCCGCGCGCCGCACUGUCGUUCUUCGACGGAUCGAGCGGACCGCUCCCGCACGUCCUGACAAAGCGACGAAGAAUAAAGGAAAGUGAUCGGUGAGUCGCUCGUCCUUCGAGAAGCGAAACAGAGAAAAUGGGACAAUGAUUUUUAAUUGGCAUUAUGAAAUCCUCUAACCGAAAAAAAAUGUAUAAUAUUAUUUCAUUGAAGUUUCAGAAAUUAAAAAAAUCAAGAGAGUUUCAGAUAAAAUUAAAGUUUCUGGCUCACAUCUUCAAAGCUCGCGGCUCACCGCAUUUUUCUUCAUUCACGCGUCGAGAGGCCGCCGAGAAGUCGUGCCGCGAAGGAUUCCUUCGCGCGAAAAGCAGACGUGUGAUCUUUUGAUCUAUAUUUUCGCCUCAUUAGCAUCUCGUUAGAGACGCGACGUGAACGCCGCCGCGCUCGAUCCCGAGUUUCCUUCGUCGGGGAUGAAGAUCGCGUGCGACGUCACCGUAAAGUCCGAGGGACUACCUUUAACGUUAAACGCGCGGUGACGACGUCGAGGUCUUUGUCUCCCGAGAGCAAUCGAUCAGCUUAAUCGCUACGGGAUGCGCACGGACGACGUUUCCUCCGCGACCUGCUCGGCGCGAAACGUUAACGUUAAGCAAUAAGCAAUAAAGACACACGACAUGUAUACAAAGACACAAACAUAUACAGCGGCACGCUCGAGAGAAUGAUAACGACGAGGAGUAAUCAAGCGUGUAGAUGUUAACUCGAAGAAAGGAACGUGAUUAAUCGGUUCCGUUUUUCGCGAUUACGUGGACAAAGGAAGGCCGGACGCGACGUGUAGGAUGCUACGAUAUUAUUGUAACUAAUACAGAGUCUAUAUUAUAUUAUUGUACAACCAUCUUUGUAAUAAUUAAGCUGUAAUCGAGUAACGAGAGACGCAGGAGGAAAGACAAACAAAGCGGAAGUUAGGGACAACACGUGAAGAGAGCGUGAGUGAGAGAUGAAGUGUGCGUGCGUGUGCGAAAGUGAAAGAGAGAGAGAGAGAGAGAGAG